Kockovaella imperatae is the source of this 1118-nucleotide messenger RNA. RefSeq lists its product as hypothetical. The coding region runs from base 352 to 1068 and encodes 238 amino acids. Gene Ontology annotation, biological process: import into nucleus. Lineage: Eukaryota; Fungi; Basidiomycota; Tremellomycetes; Tremellales; Cuniculitremaceae. The transcript has 5 exons. Gene Ontology annotation, cellular component: cytoplasm. The record is from RefSeq and is a predicted model, not a curated record.
AUCGUAUUGAUCUCAAUGAGGAUGUGAGUUGUGGUGGUGUUGUCGCUAGGAGGAAUGUAACGCUGAUGCCUUUUGCUAGCCUCGAGAGGCGUUGCUCAAGUAUGCCACGAAGAAAGACGAGGAGAAGAAGAAGGACUAGAGGUCUCCGUGAUCACUUGUAUAGGACGGGCACCGAUGAGUUCGCAGUGUUAUGCCAUCUCAUGCAUGAUGUCCUCCCUUGGACAGAGCGAGUGACUAGAGCUCUCUGAUAAUCGUUGGGUUAUGACGUUAUUAUUAUUAUUGUUAUUUGUCCAAAGAUUGAGGCAAUAGUCGAUUUUUCGCCAUCGUACAUGGUUCCAACGACCACCGACAAUGACCACCCCGACUCCCGUGACGCUUAUCGGAGCAACAGGUCUGACAGGGUCAGCGACUCUUCAAUCGCUGCUACGAUCUUCACAUCCAUUUGCGAUCACGACCAUUGCCCGUAAAGCCAUACCCUCUCAGACUGCCUCGAGCACACAGACAACAUUCACCCAUACCAUCGUCUCGGACCUGUUUGACGCUCCAAACUCACCCGUAGGAACUAGCGGGGGAGUAUACGUCAGCUGUCUAGGGACCACGAGGGCUCAAGCUGGCAGUUUGAAAGAACAGGAGAAGAUUGAUGUCCAUCUCAAUAGGGAUUUGGCAAAACGAGCCAAGGCUGACGGGUGUGAUACGUUGAUCCUGGUCUCGUCUGCUGGAACUUCUGCCGACUCGUACUUUCCUUAUGGACGUAUGAAAGGGACUUUGGAGAACCUGGUCAAGGAGAUGGACUUUAAAUCAUGUGUCAUUUUGAGGCCCGGUCUGUUGAUGGGUUCGAGGCAAGACUCUCGUUUGGCGGAACGCACUACUCAGCUAUUGUUCAGAGGUCUAGGAUCUAUCGGUUUACCUAUGGGUAAACUUUCUGCCGAAGCCACAGACAUUGGUCAAUGCAUAGCUCAUGUAGCUGCUCAUCCACCGAGUGAGAAGGUCACCAUCCUUGGAAACGAUGAUAUCCCUCGGUUGGCCAAAUUGUGGAGAGAGGAGAACCCAGAUACCACCAAGCAAUAGACCAUUUGUCACAAGGACACACGUAUAGAGUGUUAUGUAUGCAGGGUAAU